AAGACAAUCUAGAGCCUGAAAUUACUGUCAUCUUCCUUAUACCACUAUCAUUUUUAUCAUUUUUCUUUCUACCCCUUGCAGGCCUCUCUGCUGAAAGAGGCCUACAGGAGGGCGGGCUCUUCCAGGGCUUACAGAAAGAAAUAAGGAAGACGACCGUAAUUUUAUAGCUUUGACAUAAUGGAGUCUGAAAAUUUAUUUGAAGAUCUCAAGAAGGAGAGUGUGGAUCUUGAAAAUAUUCCCAUUGAGGAAGUUUUCAAGCAGCUAAAAUGUAGCAGAGAAGGUUUAACAUCAGCUGAGGGAGAAAAUAGGCUACAAAUUUUUGGUCCCAACAAGCUAGAGGAGAAAACAGAAAGCAAGUUCCUUAAAUUCUUGGGUUUCAUGUGGAAUCCACUAUCAUGGGUUAUGGAGGCUGCUGCUAUUAUGGCCAUUGCAAUGGCUAAUGGAGGGGGCAAGCCAGCAGAUUGGCAAGAUUUCGUUGGUAUUGUUGUGUUGCUCAUCAUCAACUCAACCAUUAGUUUCAUUGAAGAAAACAAUGCUGGCAACGCCGCAGCAGCUUUGAUGGCUGGUCUUGCACCCAAAACCAAGGUGUUGAGGGAUGGAAAAUGGUCUGAGCAAGAGGCAGCAAUUUUGGUGCCUGGAGAUUUGAUCAGCAUCAAGUUGGGAGAUAUUGUUCCAGCUGAUGCUCGUCUGUUGGAGGGAGAUGCCCUUAAGAUUGACCAAUCUGCACUCACUGGUGAGUCACUUCCAGUCACCAAGAACCCUGGUGAUGAGGUCUUCUCUGGUUCCACCUGCAAACAAGGUGAGCUUGAGGCUGUUGUCAUUGCCACUGGUGUCCAUACCUUCUUUGGAAAGGCUGCUCACCUUGUAGACAGCACCAACAAUGUUGGUCACUUCCAAAAGGUGUUGACAUCCAUUGGAAACUUCUGUAUCUGCUCCAUUGCCGUGGGAAUGUUGAUUGAGAUUGUUGUGAUGUACCCAAUCCAACAUAGGGCAUACAGAGAAGGUAUUGACAAUUUGUUGGUUCUUCUCAUUGGAGGUAUCCCAAUUGCCAUGCCAACAGUUUUGUCUGUGACCAUGGCUAUUGGGUCUCACCGUUUGUCUGAGCAAGGAGCUAUCACCAAGAGGAUGACAGCUAUUGAGGAAAUGGCUGGUAUGGAUGUUCUCUGCAGUGACAAGACUGGAACUCUCACACUUAACAAGCUCACUGUGGACAGGAAUUUGAUUGAGGUGUUCCCAGCUGAUUUAGACAAGGAAGGUCUUCUCUUGGCUGCUGCCAGGGCUUCCAGGGUUGAAAACCAGGAUGCUAUUGAUGCUUCAAUCGUUGGGAUGUUGAGUGACCCCAAGGAGGCUAGAGCAGGAAUCACUGAGGUGCAUUUCUUGCCCUUCAACCCAGUGGGUAAACGCACAGCUAUUACCUACUAUGACAGCCAAGGAAAUUGGUACAGGUGCAGCAAGGGUGCUCCUGAGCAAAUUAUUGAACUUUGUCAACUCAAGGGAGAGACUUUGAAAAAGGCUCACAGAAUCAUUGAUCAGUUUGCUGAACGCGGUCUGCGCUCAUUGGGUGUUUCUCGCCAGACUAUUUCAGAAAAGACCAAGGAAAGUGAAGGAGACGCAUGGGAGUUUGUGGGUCUCAUGCCACUCUUUGACCCUCCAAGGCAUGACAGUGCUGAGACUAUUCGACGUGCUCUUGACCUUGGCGUUAAUGUUAAGAUGAUCACUGGUGACCAACUUGCCAUUGGAAAAGAAACUGGUCGCAGACUUGGAAUGGGAACAAACAUGUAUCCUUCAUCCUCACUUCUUGGUGAUAACAAGGACCCUGCCAUUGCAUCAAUCCCAAUUGAUGAACUCAUUGAGAAGGCUGAUGGAUUUGCUGGAGUCUUCCCUGAACACAAGUACGAAAUUGUGAAGAGGUUGCAAGAUAGAAAACACAUUUGUGGUAUGACUGGAGAUGGUGUGAAUGAUGCACCUGCAUUGAAAAAGGCAGACAUUGGUAUUGCUGUUGCUGAUGCAACCGAUGCCGCAAGGAGUGCCUCAGACAUUGUUUUGACAGAACCAGGUCUAAGUGUGAUUGUGAGUGCUGUGUUAACUAGCAGAGCCAUCUUCCAAAGGAUGAAGAACUACACAAUCUAUGCUGUUUCCAUCACCAUCCGUAUUGUGUUUGGAUUCAUGCUCGUUGCUUUGAUAUGGAAGUUUGACUUCUCACCUUUCAUGGUCCUCAUCAUUGCCAUCUUGAACGACGGAACCAUCAUGACCAUCUCCAAGGAUAGAGUGAAACCAUCACCAGUGCCUGAUUCAUGGAAGCUCAAAGAAAUCUUCGCUACUGGAGUUGUUCUUGGAUCUUACAUGGCCAUCAUCACUGUUGUUUUCUUCUAUUUAGUCCAUGACACUGAUUUCUUCACAAGAGUUUUUGGUGUGAAUCCAAUUGCAGACAGCAACGAUCAACUAAACUCAGCUCUGUAUCUUCAAGUGAGUAUUAUUAGUCAAGCACUCAUCUUUGUGACAAGGUCAAGGAGUUGGUCUUAUGUUGAACGCCCUGGCUUGUUGCUUGUCGCUGCCUUCUUUGCUGCACAAUUGGUGGCAACUGUGAUUGCUGUGUAUGCACACUGGGAGUUUGCUAGAAUUAAUGGUAUUGGAUGGAGAUGGGCUGGAGUUAUCUGGAUCUUCACCAUUGUUACUUACAUUCCUCUUGACAUCCUCAAGUUCUUAAUCCGCUUCGGAUUAUCAGGCAGGGCAUGGGACAGCAUGAUAGAUAAUAAGACUGCUUUCACAACAAAGAAGGACUAUGGAAGAGGAGAGAGGGAGGCUCAAUGGGCUUUGGCUCAACGCACACUCCAUGGUCUCCAAGUUCCUGAAACCCACAAGAACAACAACAACCACCAUGAACAAUCCGAAAUUGCUGAGCAAGCCAAGAGACGUGCUGAGGCUGCCAGGCUCAAGGAGCUCCAUACACUGAAGGGACAUGUUGAAUCUGUGGUGAAGUUGAAGGGUCUUGACAUUGAUACCAUCCAACAACACUACACACUCUAAGUGAAUUUUAAGGAAUUAAAAUAUUAUGGAAUAUAUAAAUAUCCGUAGGAUGUAUUAUCGUUGAAGACGGGACCAGAGAUUAAUGGAGCAGAUGAAACUAUGUAUUUUAUUUGCUUUAUACAUUCCCAUUUCCUCCUUAGCAUAGAUGUGACAAUAUUAUGCAAAGCUAGAAAAUGUAUAUUGCAGCUGGUCAUUUUUCAAAUACCAGUAAAAAACUAAUAAUAAUAUUAUAUUGAAAACAAUUUUG
Molecule: messenger RNA, 3274 nt
Organism: Cicer arietinum (chickpea)
Lineage: Eukaryota; Viridiplantae; Streptophyta; Magnoliopsida; Fabales; Fabaceae
Product: ATPase 8, plasma membrane-type-like
Biological process (GO): proton export across plasma membrane
Cellular component (GO): membrane
Molecular function (GO): ATP hydrolysis activity; P-type proton-exporting transporter activity; ATP binding
Source: RefSeq, a predicted model, not a curated record